AUGGCACACGACGGCAAGGCAUUAUCAAGUGUGCGGGAUCUGGCGGUCGACGUCACGAUCCGCACCGCCUUGUCAACGCCGGAUAUAACGGCGGCGUACAGAGCUGGUGUCGAGACAUUCCUCCGCCGUGGCGAAGAGGCUGACGUGCUCAGCGAAGUCCGAAGUCUCGAAUUCGAGGCUUCGGUAUGGAGCCGUGUCACGCAGGCUCUAACGUUGGCGGCAGCUGGGUGGGAUGGCAAUCUCACUCAGCUGCAAAUCGACACCAUGCACCUGUUGGUGGCUGCGCUCGACAACGCUGCUGUCACCUUUGGUCAGUCUAUCUGGCUGGAGGAGGCACAGCGCCGCGCCAUCAACAUGUACGAGUGUGACGGUGGGCUCUUUGUGCGGAUGGGCACUGCUCCCAGGCCGAUGGCCGGUCACGGGCAAGACCGUGAUCAAGGGAUGGGGGAAGAGGGCGAGGACGGGGAGGAGGAGGAGGAGGAGGAGGAGGAAGAGGAGAGUAAGAGCGAGAGCGAAGAGACCAGUGCCGGUGAGGACGGUGCCGCUUCAGACGGUGAUGGUGCUGCAGACGCUGGCAGAUCCAAUCUCUGGGUCUGUCAGCUCUACCCCAAUCACCGGGGUUGCGUGCACAAGAGCAGCCUGGUGCGCCAUAUGUGGAUGGUGCAUAACGUCUUUGGCUUCAAGCCACAGUAG
This is a messenger RNA of Capronia coronata CBS 617.96, 693 nucleotides long. RefSeq lists its product as uncharacterized. The record is from RefSeq and is a predicted model, not a curated record. The coding region runs from base 1 to 693 and encodes 230 amino acids. Lineage: Eukaryota; Fungi; Ascomycota; Eurotiomycetes; Chaetothyriales; Herpotrichiellaceae. The transcript has a single exon.